This is a messenger RNA of Euleptes europaea (tarantolino), 1209 nucleotides long. Its product is annotated as uromodulin-like. The coding region runs from base 1 to 1209 and encodes 402 amino acids. The transcript has 8 exons. Lineage: Eukaryota; Metazoa; Chordata; Lepidosauria; Squamata; Sphaerodactylidae. The record is from RefSeq and is a predicted model, not a curated record. Gene Ontology annotation, biological process: neutrophil migration. Gene Ontology annotation, cellular component: apical plasma membrane; cell surface.
AUGAUCUCACCACUGAUUCUGGUGCUUUUACUGGCAGGUGUGGGAAGUUGUCAUGGUCAGCUGACAGUCUUGCAAACUCCAAGGAACCAUGGACCUUGCUUUCCAAGCCCAUGUUGGAACCAGGGUAUUUGUAGUGUUGUCGAUGGCAAGCCAAGUUGUGCCUGUAAGCCGGGGUUCACGGGACCAUUCUGCAAAGAAAUGGUGGUAGAUCUGCAAUGUGAGGAAGAGUUCAUGAUGAUGAUGGUGAGAAAGGAAGUGUUUGAAAUGUUCAAUAUCCCCUUGGCGUUGGUCCAUCUGAAGAACAGCACCUGCAAAGUCUCUGAGCAAGAUGAAGGUGGUGCGGCAUUCUUCGGAGCAAAGCUGACUAAGGAGAAUCACACCACAUGUGGCUCUCUGAUUCAGGUCAAUGGCUCUCACGUGUCUUACGCCAAUGAGAUUCAAACAGAUAGAGAGGACGACGGCGUGAUCACAAGGACCAUUGCUCUAAACGUGCAGUUCUCCUGUAUCUACGCCUACACGCGUGUGGUUGGUUUGCAAAACCCACUCAGAGCUGUGGACACGCUUGUGCAGUUUGCGGUGAAGGAAGGGGACUUCAUGGUGACCAUGGCGCUGUAUGACAGCCCCAGCUAUGCUCAGGCCUACUCCCAGCAGCGCUUACUUUCCCUCCUCCUGACAGACUCCCUUUACGUCCUUCUGCAAAUCGAAGGGCAGCAGCAGGUGAAGUACUUCUUCCUGAGCGUGGAGGACUGCUGGGGCACUCCGAGAAGUGAACCGGACCACAGCCUAAAGCACCACCUGAUUAUGAAAGGGUGUCCCCAUGACAAGACCGUGACCUUGCUCAAUGACAUUGGCACCAGCACCGUGGCAAAGUUCAGUUUUCAGAUGUUCCAGUUCAAAAACUUCACGGAGGUGUACCUCCACUGUCAGGUGCGCCUGUGCAUUCCAGAAAACCAAGAGCCCUGUGCCAAGCAAUGUCCCAGUAAGUCGAAACGCAAAAGAGCGAUGGAUAAUGACUACAGUAAGAUAGUCUCCUACGGACCUAUUCGCCUCCUGGCCCCUGCUUCCUUGCAAACACGGAACACGAAGCCCAAUGGUAGCCAAGAAUCUCCUCCAUGGGACCUACAGUUCUGGAUCCCCGGUGCAGUGGUUUCGGCAGGCAUCGGUAUUGCUGUCAUUUUGACUGCUGUAGCCAAAGCCAUGAAGAAAUGA